Molecule: messenger RNA, 1307 nt
Organism: Symbiodinium necroappetens
Lineage: Eukaryota; Dinophyceae; Suessiales; Symbiodiniaceae
Source: the annotation of a GenBank genome assembly
AUGUCCUCACCCACAAAGAAUGCUCAGACUGCCCUGAAGCAUUUGUUGAAGUAUUUGCUGGAUGGACAGCACCAUGGGCUACUGUUGUGCCGUGAUAACGUCCACUGUGGCCGUUCAGGCGAGCUCUCUCCCUCGACCUCGCGAGCCAUGUGCAUCGAGUCUUACUCCGAUGCCGACUGGGCAACGCACAAAGGCAACCGCCGAUCUGUGAGUUCGAGCACGGUUUUCGUUUCGGGUUGCUUGCUGUAUAGCAGUGCUAGGACCCAAAGGGUGAUUGCUCUCAGCAGUGGUGAAUCUGAAUUGUUGUCAGCCACCUCGUCCUUGUGCGACGCUUUGUUCAUCAGGCAACUAGUUGCCUUCCUCGGCGACUGCGACCCUCCACAGGUGCAUCACUUCACAGAUGCCACUGCAGCUAAGUCCAUGAUGGAGCGCAGUGGAGUGGGCAGAGUGCGCCACCUUUCGGUGCGCGUACUGUGGACCCAGCAGCUUGUGGCCGACAAGGUCAUAGCACUGCAUAAGGUUGACACCUGCAGAAACGUGGCAGACCUCAACACUAAGGCUUUGCCAAGGCACAGGAUGAUGAUGCUGCUCAACCUUCUCGGCGGUUGGGACACCCUGCGUGACGAGCCCAUCGGGUUGAACGACAUUGCCGAGUUUGAGUACAAGCAGGCCAUGAAGCAGGCCGUUCGUGCCGUUCGAACCACGACCUCAGGUGUGUCGAUCAUCGACAUGCUUGCCCCGCAUGCUGCAACCAUCCUUUGCAUGUGCAUUUUGAUUCUGUUUGUGGCAAUGUGCUUUCGCGUUUGGUGUGCAGGGUCCACUCCCAGGCAGGUGCAGGUACAGGUGUCAGACCAGCGGCAGCAUGGUGCCGUUUCUGUGAAGUUUGACCAGAACCUCAAUGUGCACGUUGGUGUUGCCGCGCCAGGAACGCCAGCCAAUCCUUUGGCUGUGGACUCAGAUGACAAUACCGUCCGCGUUGCGAUGAGCCAGCGUCUUCCAGUGACGCCCCCGCAAGAUUUGUGCCACCUUCUCCAGAACCUUUUGUGCGAGCGCCAAGCGCAGCGCCGCCUACGCCAGAGGGUUCAGUUGGUUCGACGGGAUCGUUCAGGGAGGCGCAUGGUUACCAGGUUGCAGUUGCCCGCAGGUUGGAGCAUCCCCGGGAUACAGUGUGGGUCAGCACGUAUGGCCGGUGCUACCAUCGACUGCGAUGCUUCAAGCUUGAUGGGUGUGAUCGCAUCAAGCGAGUUCCUCUUGCAGAUGCCGUUGCACGAGGCUACAGACCAUGCAAGAAGUGUGCACCUUGAAAA